CUGCAAGGUGGUAUAGAAUAGAAGUUAUGUGCCGAUUAAAUAGGUUGAACAAUUAUUUGAAUAUUAUAACAUAAAAGAAGAAAAAAUAGCAUUUGCUGGAAAAGUUUGUUGUGUAUUGGUGGCCUCCCUCUAUCGUCUCUGUGAUCGUCGUUUGAAGAGUGUGUUGAUGAUUUAUAGCCCAAGACGCUGAUUUCCACGUUUCAUUCAUUCCCUCCCUCAGCCUCUUGUUUCCUCCGCCCCCUUCCCAUUUUUUUCUGCUCUUCUCAAACUCAAUAAGAAUAACUAACCUUUUCUCAUUCAUUCACAAACAAAUCUCAAUGUCUCUCUCCGUACCCAAGUUGGUUCAGCCUCUUCCUCUCCAACAUCACAGAUCCAAUAGCACCCUCUUCCUUGGAUCCACUCAUAAGUUUCGCUUCAUUUCCCCCAUUAAGCUCAAUGCUCCUCGCUCUAAUUCCACUGUUGUAUCUGUCUCCAAUCUUGUCAAGAACAACAAGCCCAAAUCAACCACCAAUCUGCUUAUUACGAAAGGGGAAGGCUUGCAGCUCUAUGAAGACAUGGUAUUAGGCAGGUCCUUUGAAGACAUGUGUGCCCAGAUGUAUUAUAGAGGCAAAAUGUUUGGUUUUGUUCACUUGUACAAUGGCCAAGAAGCUGUGUCAACUGGAUUCAUCAACUUUCUCAAGAAAGAAGAUUGUGUAGUGAGCACAUACCGGGACCAUGUUCAUGCACUGAGUAAGGGGGUCCCGGCACGUGCUGUAAUGAGUGAGCUCUUUGGGAAGGCCACAGGAUGCUCCCGAGGUCAAGGUGGAUCUAUGCAUAUGUUCUCAAAGGAGCAUAAUUUGAUUGGUGGGUUUGCUUUCAUUGCUGAAGGAAUCCCUGUGGCCACUGGAGCAGCAUUUUCCAGCAAGUAUAGAAGGGAGGUGUUGAAAGAGGCAGAUUGUGAUCAUGUGACAUUGGCCUUUUUUGGAGAUGGAACAUGUAACAAUGGACAGUUCUAUGAAUGCCUAAACAUGGCAGCUUUAUGGAAAUUGCCAAUUGUGUUUGUGGUGGAAAACAAUCUGUGGGCUAUUGGGAUGUCACAUCUCAGGGCAACUUCAGAUCCUCAGAUAUGGAAGAAAGGUCCGGCAUUUGGAAUGCCUGGGGUUCAUGUUGAUGGUAUGGAUGUUUUGAAGGUCAGAGAGGUGGCAAAGGAGGCUAUUGAAAGAGCCAGGCGAGGAGAGGGACCGACUUUAGUAGAAUGCGAGACCUAUAGAUUUAGAGGACAUUCAUUGGCUGAUCCUGAUGAGCUUCGUGACCCUGCUGAGAAGGCGCAUUAUGCCGGUAGGGAUCCCAUCUCUGCACUGAAGAAAUACAUGAUUGAGAACAAAUUAGCCAGUGAACAAGAGUUGAAGACCAUAGAGAAGAAGAUAGAGGAGAUUGUUGAGGAUGCUGUUGAGUUUGCGGAUGAGAGCCCUCAUCCACCCCGCAGCCAGCUUCUAGAGAAUGUCUUUGCUGAUCCAAAAGGUUUUGGAAUUGGACCCGAUGGCAAGUACAGAUGUGAGGACCCAAAAUUCACCCAAGGCACGGCGCAUGUCUAAUGUUUUUCAUGUCUGACAUCUGGCAUCUAUCUGUUUGGAGUUUUCAGUUUUAGAUUCAUGUUCUUUUUCUUAUACUUACUAGAGGAUCAAACGUUACAGACAAAAUGCCCUUCAUAAAAUAUAAGGAGGAUUUGUUCUUUAGGUUCACUUUUCUUUUUCUUCUAUUAUAUUUAUUAGGUAAAAUUGUAAAUUUAGUCUUUCAUUUGUCUCAGAAUUGCAAAUUUGGCCCCCUAUAAUUUAAUUCAUGAAUUUAGUUUC
Messenger RNA from Glycine soja, 1832 nucleotides. Its product is annotated as pyruvate dehydrogenase E1 component subunit alpha-3, chloroplastic-like. The coding region runs from base 318 to 1574 and encodes 418 amino acids. Gene Ontology annotation, molecular function: pyruvate dehydrogenase (acetyl-transferring) activity. Gene Ontology annotation, biological process: pyruvate decarboxylation to acetyl-CoA. The record is from RefSeq and is a predicted model, not a curated record. Gene Ontology annotation, cellular component: intracellular membrane-bounded organelle. The transcript is spliced from 3 exons. Lineage: Eukaryota; Viridiplantae; Streptophyta; Magnoliopsida; Fabales; Fabaceae.